Molecule: messenger RNA, 609 nt
Organism: Limulus polyphemus (Atlantic horseshoe crab)
Lineage: Eukaryota; Metazoa; Arthropoda; Merostomata; Xiphosura; Limulidae
Gene: RpL28
Product: 60S ribosomal protein L28-like
Exons: 5
Coding region: 136-549 (137 amino acids)
Biological process (GO): translation
Cellular component (GO): cytosolic large ribosomal subunit; ribosome
Molecular function (GO): structural constituent of ribosome
Source: RefSeq, a predicted model, not a curated record
GAUUAAUCAAUGUGAGGAUAAAAGUUUUAUAUUAAUUUCAAGUAAUGUAUUAUUACGCUGAUAGUAUUCUUCCUUUCUUGUUCCACCAUUUUCGUGUGAACGUGUGUAUUGUGUGACUGUACUUUAUUAUUCAUCAUGUCAGCAGACUUGCAGUGGAUGAUAUUGAGGAACACUUCUAGUUUCAUUGUGAAGAAAAGAAACAUUAAGAAGUUUUUCAGCAAAGAGCCACUGAAUCCCAAGAAUAUUCAUUCUCCAAGAUACACUGGUACCAUUCAUAAGAAAGCUUUUACUGUGGAGCCACACCCUGGUGGGAAAGGUGUGAAUUUGGUGUACAAGAAGAGAAAGUACCAGAACCGACCAGACAAGAACAUAGCUCGUGUGCAAUUCACAAGAGAUGCCCGUCGCACCAUGACAGGCAUUAAGAAAUUUGUUAAUUCGAACCGGUAUAGACGUGAUCUUAAAAUGCUUGCACUCCGUAGAGCCAGUGCUAUUCUUCGCAGCCAACGACCUGUAGUACCCAAGAAAGGACAACGUAAGAAGGCAGAUUAAGAAAAUUGUUAUUUGGAACAUAUGUAAGAAAAGUGAAUAAAACUUAUGUUCAUUCUCUGA